Messenger RNA from Nematolebias whitei (Rio pearlfish), 1258 nucleotides. RefSeq names its product serine/threonine kinase 16 (gene stk16). Gene Ontology annotation, molecular function: ATP binding; protein serine/threonine kinase activity. The transcript is spliced from 8 exons. Lineage: Eukaryota; Metazoa; Chordata; Actinopteri; Cyprinodontiformes; Rivulidae. Gene Ontology annotation, biological process: protein phosphorylation. Gene Ontology annotation, cellular component: Golgi apparatus; cytoplasm. The record is from RefSeq and is a predicted model, not a curated record. Bases 146 to 1063 code for a protein of 305 amino acids.
AAGCUUGUCCGAGAUGAAAAGCAAACCGAUUACAAGCGUAGAAGAAGAAAAAAGGAAGACGACGAAGAAGAAAAAGCAAAAUGACAGCAAGCUAACCGGUUGGAAGAAAAAAAGCUGAUUUAGGUUAAACAAUGUACCAGUCAAGAUGGGACAGGCCUUGUGUAUUUGCUCCCGUGGCUCCAUCACCAUUGAUAACAAAAAAUAUUACUUUGUCCAGAAACUGGAUGAAGGCGGGUUCAGCUUUGUCGAUCUGGUCGAGGGAGCAAAGGACGGGCACUUCUACGCCCUGAAAAAGAUCUUGUGUCACGACCGGCAGGCCCGUCAGGAGGCGCAGACUGAGGUGGAGAUGCAUCAGUCGUUCAGUCAUCCCAACAUCUUGAGCCUGGUUUCUUACGCCUUCGUCGAGAGCGGAGGGAAGACUGAAGCCUGGUUACUGCUGCCUUUCGUCAGAAAAGGAACUCUGUGGUCCGUUUUGGAGAAGCUGAGGGACAAGGGGAGCUUGAUGCCCGAGAAUCAGAUUUUACAAAUAUUCCGCGGAAUCUGCUCUGGUUUGAAGGCUAUUCAUGACAAAGGCUACGCCCACAGAGACUUGAAACCCACCAACGUGCUCCUGGACGAGGACGACAAGCCGGUUCUGAUGGAUCUGGGCUCGAUGAACCGCGCAAGAAUCGAGGUCAAAGGGUCCAGGGAAGCCAUGACGGUCCAGGACUGGGCAUCCCAGCGCUGCACCAUCUCCUACAGAGCUCCUGAGCUCUUCAACGUGGAGAGCCACUGCAUCAUAGACGAGCGCACCGACAUCUGGUCUCUCGGCUGCGUUCUGUACUGCAUGAUGAUGCUGGAGGGGCCGUACGACCUGAUCUUCCAGAAGGGGGACAGCGUUGCCUUGGCCGUCCAGAAUCCAGUGUCCAUUCCUCCGUCCUGCAGGUACUCUGAGGGCCUCAAGGUUCUGCUGAGCUCCAUAAUGGUUUCAAACCCCCAGGAGAGACCGAACAUCAUCUGGGUUCUGGACCAGGUCCAGGACCUGCAGAGUCGCAGUCCGAACACUCAGACCAACAUGGUGUGAUUGUCCCGGUGGGACCACGGACACUUGGACCAUCACUGAGAAACUUUCUUUAUUCCAGCUUCAAUUUAUUUUUAUUUCUUGGGUUUAUUGUAAAAACCUGACUGUUUUAUUUGUUCUUCACCAGCUUGGUUUUAUUUUGAGUAUUUUUUCACGUGACCUUGAAAUGAAAACGUUUAGUCCUUUAUAGAUCUAAAU